CGCAGCCGCCGCCGCCGCCGCCGCCGCCGCGUCCUCUCAGCCUUGCGCUCCGCCCGCUGCUUCUGCCGCCGCAGCCCAGCCCGGGAGCGCAGAGCCGGGGGCACCGGCCCCACAGCCUGCCCACUCUUCGGGCCGCGUGCCGGCUACAGCGGCAUGGGGGGCUGCUGAGAGCCGGCACUCCUUCCCUCUGGCACCUCCCCCGGCUACUGGCCACUGGACUCUGGCCAGCGAGGCUCGGCACCUCUGGCCCCUAGUCCGGCGCCUGGCACGGCCCUCUACUCUGCUCCUCCAGCUCUGAGCAUCGUGUCCCCGCGCCCCCCCCGCCCGCGCCAGGGACACCUGGGUCCCCCGGCGGCCCCUAGGAGAGGGGCGGGGGGGGGCAUGAAGCCGCUGGAGAAAUUUCUGAAGAAGCAGACGUCGCAGCUGGCUGGCCGAACGGUGGCGGGAGGUCCCGGCGGGGGUCCGGGGAGCUGCGGCGGGCCUGGAGGGGGUGGGGGACCUGGCGGGGGCGGCGGUCCAGCCGGGGGACCGCGGUCCCUGCAGCGGCGUCAGAGCGUGUCUCGCCUGCUGCUCCCCGCUUUCCUCCGGGAGCCCCCCGCCGAGCCGGGGCUGGAGCCGCCCCCUGAGGAGGAAGGGGGAGAGCCGGCGGGGGUCGCGGAGGAGCUGGGCAGCGGGGGGCCCUGCUGGUUGCAGCUGGAGGAGGUGCCGGGGCCGGGACCGCUCGGGGGAGGGGGGCCCCUGCGCUCCCCUUCCUCCUACUCCUCUGACGAGCUGUCCCCGGGUGAGCCCUUGACUUCGCCACCCUGGGCCCCGCUGGGCGCCCCCGAGCGGCCGGAGCAUCUUCUGAACCGGGUUCUGGAGCGACUGGCCGGAGGGGCCACCAGGGACAGCGCCGCCUCAGAUAUCCUGCUGGAUGACAUUGUCCUUACGCAUUCUCUCUUCCUCCCGACGGAGAAAUUUCUGCAGGAGCUACACCAGUACUUUGUUCGUGCAGGAGGCAUGGAGGGUCCUGAGGGGCUGGGCCAGAAGCAGGCCUGUCUAGCCAUGCUUCUCCAUUUCUUGGACACCUACCAGGGACUGCUUCAAGAGGAAGAGGGAGCCGGCCACAUCAUCAAGGAUCUAUACCUGCUAAUUAUGAAGGAUGAGUCCCUUUACCAGGGCCUCCGAGAGGACACUCUGAGGCUGCACCAGCUGGUGGAGACAGUGGAACUAAAAGAGAUCUUUCAUGCUCCUAUUCCAAAGGCAUCCCUGCUCCCCAUGCUUCUAAGAGAAAGUGAAACAUCCCAGCAUUCAACACCCUUCCCUUUCUGCCUUCUGCUGUUUCUUCCCGUCUUAUCUCCCACAUCCCGUUCUGACACCGCAACUCCUGCACUCUCCAACUUCCCACAGAUUCCAGAGGAGAGCCAGCCACCUAGCAAGCAGGUGAAGCCACUCUUCCGCCACUUCCGCCGGAUAGACUCCUGUCUGCAGACCAGGGUGGCCUUCCGGGGCUCUGAUGAGAUCUUCUGCCGGGUAUACAUGCCUGACCACUCUUACGUGACCAUACGCAGCCGCCUUUCAGCAUCAGUGCAGGACAUUCUGGGCUCUGUGACGGAGAAACUUCAGUACUCAGAAGAACCUGCGGGGCGUGAGGAUUCCCUCAUCCUGGUGGCUGUGGCCUCCUCGGGAGAGAAGGUCCUUCUCCAGCCCACUGAGGACUGUGUUUUUACCACACUGGGCAUCAACAGCCACCUGUUUGCCUGCACCCGGGACAGCUACGAGGCUCUGGUGCCCCUCCCUGAGGAGAUCCAGGUCUCCCCGGGAGACACAGAGAUCCACCGAGUGGAGCCUGAGGACGUUGCCAACCACCUUACUGCCUUCCACUGGGAGCUGUUCCGAUGUGUGCACGAGCUGGAGUUCGUAGACUACGUGUUCCACGGGGAGCGCGGCCGCCGGGAGACGGCUAACCUGGAGCUGCUGCUGCAGCGCUGCAGCGAGGUCACGCACUGGGUGGCCACCGAGGUGCUGCUCUGCGAGGCCCCGGGCAAGCGCGCGCAGCUGCUCAAGAAGUUCAUCAAGAUCGCUGCCCUCUGCAAGCAGAAUCAGGACCUGCUGUCCUUCUACGCCGUGGUCAUGGGGCUGGACAACGCCGCUGUCAGCCGCCUUCGUCUCACCUGGGAGAAGCUGCCAGGGAAAUUCAAGAAUUUGUUCCGCAAAUUUGAGAACCUGACGGACCCCUGCAGGAACCACAAAAGCUACCGAGAAGUGAUCUCCAAAAUGAAGCCCCCUGUGAUUCCUUUCGUGCCUCUGAUCCUCAAAGAUCUGACUUUCCUGCACGAAGGGAGUAAGACCCUUGUAGACGGUUUGGUGAACAUUGAGAAGCUGCAUUCAGUGGCCGAAAAAGUGAGGACAAUCCGCAAAUACCGGAGCCGGCCCCUUUGCCUGGACAUGGAGGCAUCCCCCCAUCACCUGCAGACCAAGGCCUAUGUGCGCCAGUUCCAGGUCAUCGACAACCAGAACCUCCUCUUCGAGCUCUCCUACAAGCUGGAGGCGAAUAGUCAGUGAUCGUGGAGGUUCCCAUCAGACCCACCAGAUCCUUGGGCGCCUGGCACUCAAGCACUUUGCACAAUGUCUCAACCGACAGCUGACAUCUUUCCUGAGGAGCAACUUCCUGCCCACCCCUGCUCCACAGGAAAGAGUUGGAUGGAUUUACCCGUGGACCCAUAAGUCUGUUCAUCCUGCUGAAGCCCUCUCCCCAUUGCUCCUUCAAGCCAAAACCACAUUUUGCUGGUUCCUGUCCCCUCUGAGAAAGGGGGCAGAAAGCUCCUUCCUCUGUCCGCUCCCAUCGAGGUCUGUUCUGGGGAUGAAGUUUCCAACUUCCUCUUCCCAAGAAGGAAAGAAAGCUGCCCACCCUUCUGUCUUGCCAAGUGGAAUGGUGGGAGGGAUUGGCAGCUUUCUUCUCCACCACCUGUCCAGCUUCUUCCAGGUCAGGGCUGAGACCCCAGAGGGGUGUGUGUGUGUGUGUGUGUGUGUGUGUGUUGUGUCUCCUUUUAGGGAGCAUGCGUGCAUCUGGUAAUUGAGGGAGGGUGUUGUGUGUGCCGGGGAGGGGUCCUUCUGUUUGGUGCUACCCUUGUCUACUCUGCCCCUGGGAUGGUUCGGGGUGCUUUCAGCACCCCCACACUCCCUACUCAGCUCCUCGUGCUGCCCUGCCUGCCCAGGCUUGUGAGCCAAGCUGCUUUUCAGGGCAGGGAGUAGCAGCAGGCGGGAGGGGUUACCCAUCAGCCCUUGCAAGUCCCCCACUUAGGCCUCUGGAAGGUCCAGGGGUGGGCUCUGAUGAGAGGGUAAAAGAUGCUCAGGGAAACACAGGCCUCAGCUGCGUAGAGGACCCUUCCCCUGCCUCGCAGUGGGGUGGGGUAGAGCAGUAUCAGGAGCUAGGGGUGUCUGCCGCCCAUACUCCUGCUUUUUGGGUGUCUAACGGCCUCCCCCUUCUGGCUCAUGUGUCUGACACCAACAACGUGGUCUCUGUCCCUUUCCCUGUCUCAACUCCCCCUUUGUCCUCCCCAUAGAGCUGGGGUGGGUGGAUCCCUAUACCCGGGGCAGGCAGCCCCAUAGUGGGGGAGGGGGGUGGCAGAGACUGUAAUGGCACCACCGGACUCUGGUGAGGCGUUUAUUACCUCUGCCCCCCUCCCUCUCCCAUCACCAGCCUCAAGGCCUGAGGGGUACAGGGGCUCCUGGCAGCUACAGGGUGAGGUUUCCUGGCGCAGCCUCACCCUUCUUUUUGGCACCACCUCUUUCCCUUUUGAAGAGGAAGCAACGGCAGCAGCAAAAGCAACUGCUGUUCCUGCUAUGAGGGUGUAUAUAUUUUUUACCCAAAGCUCUGGAAUUGUACAUUUAUUUUUUAAAACUCAAAGAGGGAAAGAGCCUUGUAUCAUAUGUGAACAUUGUAUCAUAGGUAAUGUUGUACAGACCCUUUUAUACAGUGAUCUGUCUUGUUCCUGUGGCAAAAAUCCUCUAUGGACAUAUGCAGGCACUGUGUCCCACGCCCUCCUGCCCUGACGGUGUCCACGGUGUCCAUGGCAUCCUCCUGCUCCCCGCCCCCUCCCUGCUACUGCUGAUGUGCUCUCCUCUCCCUGCAGCCCCAGGCUUCCAGCCUUCUUCCCGACCCUUUCCAGUAGCCUUCGAACUCCAUCUACCACCACCCUCCGGGUCGAACACUGGGACCCACUGGCCCAGUCUUGGCUGCUGCCCACCCCUAGCCUUGACACCUGCCCAGGGACUCCCAGCCCUCUCCCCUUGCCCUGCAGCUUUAACAGAGUGAACCACAUGUAUUUUACAGGUGCGGUUGUCAUUGCAGAAACCGCUGGGUGGGGAAAAAGCCAAUAAAGUCUAUGAAUCAACCUGC
This is a messenger RNA of Cebus imitator (Panamanian white-faced capuchin), 4381 nucleotides long. RefSeq names its product Rap guanine nucleotide exchange factor like 1 (gene RAPGEFL1). Lineage: Eukaryota; Metazoa; Chordata; Mammalia; Primates; Cebidae. Gene Ontology annotation, cellular component: plasma membrane. The record is from RefSeq and is a predicted model, not a curated record. Gene Ontology annotation, biological process: positive regulation of GTPase activity; Ras protein signal transduction. Bases 382 to 2544 code for a protein of 720 amino acids. The transcript has 16 exons. Gene Ontology annotation, molecular function: guanyl-nucleotide exchange factor activity.